UAUCUCCCCUCUCUCUCAUUGAAUAAACUUAAAUUAAACUAACUAAUCUUGAUUUGAUACAUAAUUUCAAUUUCGUUUCCAUGGAGUUUGCCGAUGAACUUUCCGCAAUCGAAAGAAUCCGAAUGCAUCUCUUAGGCGAAUUCGAGAGCGAUCGCACACCGUCGGUUUCCGCCUCGGAAUCGUCAUCGUGCGAUUCGGAGCUGUCCUUGUUUGAUUUUGAUCGGGCGCCGGUGAUCGACCUCUCGUCGCCGGAAUCGCGGCCGGCGGCGGCGAAGAAGCUGGAGUGGAUCGUGUUCGGGGGUGGUGAUGAUCAUGAGCGGGUGGUGGUGGAGGAGGAGCAGCACUACAGGGGGGUGAGGCGGCGGCCGUGGGGGAAGUAUGCGGCGGAGAUACGGGACCCGAAGCGGCGGGGGUCGAGGGUGUGGCUGGGGACGUUCGAGACGGCGGCGGAGGCGGCUUGGGCUUAUGAUAGGGCGGCCUUCAGGAUGAGGGGCAGGAAGGCGAUCCUCAACUUCCCGCUCGAGAUUCAGCGGGAAUGCGGCGGGAAGCGGCGGAGGGAGGAGGUGGAGCUCAUAGAGAGGAAGGCGGUCAAGUGUGAGAAAUGAGCACUUCCACCGGAAAAUGUUCUACUAUAUGAUCUCACUUUUCUAGUUAAUGUUUGAAUGUUAAUUGAGUUUUUUUUUUUUUUAAAUCAAGAAUCCACUUUCGUCUAUAGCUUCAAAUAUAAAGAUAGCGAUACAAAUUUUCAA
Salvia hispanica is the source of this 749-nucleotide messenger RNA. RefSeq names its product ethylene-responsive transcription factor ERF105-like. Lineage: Eukaryota; Viridiplantae; Streptophyta; Magnoliopsida; Lamiales; Lamiaceae. Gene Ontology annotation, molecular function: DNA-binding transcription factor activity; DNA binding. Gene Ontology annotation, biological process: ethylene-activated signaling pathway; regulation of DNA-templated transcription. The record is from RefSeq and is a predicted model, not a curated record.